CACACUCAAUUUAUUUUAUACAUAUAUAACAUCAGUGAAAAUAUAAACUAAACAAUUAAUAAAAGUGACAAGUACUUUCAAGUGAGAAGUGUUUUCGUAGGAAAAACAUUCAGUGUGAUGUCAGUAACUAAUUUGUCAAGUGCGACGAUGCAAUGGGCCGGUGGGGGGGACAGUGUCUUCCUCUGUAGAUGUCACAGCGAUUCACUGCAUUCGAUCACAAGCUCUUAUUAGGACCGGACUUCUGGUCAAGAUGUCGGCAGCAGGCUCAGCAGUGGCUAUGAUAGGCGGCAACCUUCGUUUUGGUUUAGCAGGCACGGCUAAUUCCACGAUGGUGAACAACACAAAACAUUGCCCGCCAGGGGGCGCGGCCAGUGCGGCUGCGUUACUUGCUUUAUCUAGUCUGGGAAUGUCCGCGAACAUUGCAUUGAUGGCUGUAAUACUUAGCAAGAAACAGCUUAGAAGAUGGUCUCAUGGCUUACUGUUUCACCAGGCGAUAGUCGAUUGUGCAAGGGCCGCUAUACUUCUGCCUCUGGGCAUCGCUGUAUUUCGGUGUCAGCCAGUAUAUAAAUGCUCAUUAGUGGAAACAGCAUUCUUGUUACUGGUGACGGUGUCGACAGUAAAUAUGCUGACGACGGUCCUGAACGACAGUCCUAUUUUUCCCGAAAACGAACAGGAGCAAGCAGAUUUAUCGGCGCCAUUACUCAUGGACAGUCCGCAGUGCGUUUUAUUCGGUACAUUCAUGAUUUGGUUCGCAUCAAUAACUAUUAAUCUCGGCCCGACAUUCCUGUCCGGGGCCCUGGCGGCCAGUGCCGGGUCUUAUGGCUCGUACGGGCCGGCACCUUCGUGUCCCUUGGUGCGGGGUCCUUUCCGACAUUACGUACUUAACGCGUUAUGGAUAGGCGUGAACGCUGUCUGCGUCGGGUUGACGCUUUUCCACUUGAGGAAACUCCACAGGGAUCUCACUAAGGCUAACGUAGAGGCAGUUCGAGUAGCUGGUUUAGUGACAACGCUUGUCAGCAUGGCAGGAGACAACCGGCGUAUGGACUCUCUGCCCAACAGCGUUGGACCGAGGACUGUUGAUGGUAACUUUUCUGAUGGCCACUGCCGACCAUCAGGCAGUACCAGUCUGCCUCUCGGCGGAGGGCGUCGUCUUCGAGGGUACUUGGCACGUGUUGAGCGAGAAGGAGUCAGACGAGUCCGCAUGUUUCUUGUCAUCACCGCGGCCUACGUACUCUUCUGGGGUCCAUUGUUCAUGAUUACGCUGCUCCACCAUCCAGCUCUGACAUCACAUGUGGCAUAUGAACUCUACUUCCAAAUCACGUUGCACAUUUCGUACGUGCACGCGGCGGUGAACCCGCUGUUGUUCAUGGCGUUGCAUCGUGCGCUGCGCCGCGCCGCCCUCCAGCUGUGCUGCGGCUGCUGUGUGCAUUGGAGUCAAUUCGUUCUAGCCCUUACUGCUGCAGCCCAGUCGCCUCUAGCCCCGUCUUCGUUUUCUCCGGCGGCGGGGUCCCCGGAGCCUCCGCCGGCUCCCCCGCCCCCCGCCCCGCCCGGCCCCGUGCCCUCCGGUCCCCCGGCGCCUCACACGAUGAUGGUAAUUACCUCUUAUAUGUAAGUGUUGACACUCUAAUACGUGAUUAAUAUCACUCGCACAACCCCGCACGCGUAGUUUGUUACUGUCCUUAGUCUCUAGUGCAUGAAGGUACCCUUCCGAAGAUUUCCUCUAAUGUCCAAGUGGUCUUUUGCGACGGAGGCUAUAGUUGCUGUAACUGGAUAGAUCGAUGAUCGGUCAUUUCGAGACGUGUAAAGUGGGUGGCGCAUUUACGUUGUAGAUGUCUGUCUAUAUAUGGGCUCCAGUAACCACUUAACGCAAGGUGGGCUGUGAGCUCGUCCACUCAUCUAAGCAAUAAAAAAAAUAAAAAACAUAACGCGACUUGCUCAACUAUAGUUUCAGUCGUUUCCUUUCGAUAGCGGCCUGCCGAUCCCCAGGCACUUUGGUCCUAGUUGAAUGACGGCAAACCUCUCGAUCUCAGAGUUGGGAAGUUGAGCAGUGUGAUGCUGAGAGUAUGUCGAGUGCGCGUGUGCAGGGAGACGAGGAUAUGAUGGGGGAGCCGUGGGGCGGCGGGCGCCGGGCGCGGUCCCCCAGCCCGCUGCUGCUGCCCGCGCUCUGAACUGCCGAGACGCACACAUCUACGUACACGCUCUCGCUCUCACACUCUUCUCACUUACUAUUUGACAUGUAAAUACUCAUUUAGUGACGCUUCUUUUAAGUAUAAAACUUGUAUAAUCAUAAUGUACUAGCUGGCCCGGCAAACGUUGCUCUGCCAUAGAAAUUAUUUCUAGGAAAUAAAUGAGAUAGAUAAAUAGAUAGAUAGAUUUUUACUGGUGGUAGGACCUCUUGUGAGUCCGCACGGGCAGGUACCACCGCCCUGCCUAUUUCUGCCGUGAAGCAGUAAUGCGUUUCAGUUUGAAGGGCGGGGCAGCCGUUGUAACUAUA
Molecule: messenger RNA, 2494 nt
Organism: Bombyx mori (domestic silkworm)
Lineage: Eukaryota; Metazoa; Arthropoda; Insecta; Lepidoptera; Bombycidae
Exons: 9
Coding region: 251-1612 (453 amino acids)
Biological process (GO): G protein-coupled receptor signaling pathway
Cellular component (GO): plasma membrane
Molecular function (GO): G protein-coupled receptor activity
Source: RefSeq, a predicted model, not a curated record